Pomacea canaliculata is the source of this 1879-nucleotide messenger RNA. RefSeq lists its product as uncharacterized. Lineage: Eukaryota; Metazoa; Mollusca; Gastropoda; Architaenioglossa; Ampullariidae. The record is from RefSeq and is a predicted model, not a curated record. Bases 49 to 1404 code for a protein of 451 amino acids. The transcript has 6 exons.
ACAUCUACUGACGAGAGCCACGAACCUGUACUACUGGACUGCUGGCAGAUGAUUGUUUCCACAGCACAAGCUGAUGCUACCUUGAAUAUAAAACCUGGCCUUCAUCUGGUAUAUAAUUUUAGAGAAAUAAUGAGAGAAGGACGAGCUCCGAGUCUGCCCAUCCUCUACACCAAGGGCAGCCAUUUUGACGUGGGUUACGCGACAGGAACUACGUUCUCUGACCGCAUCCGGCGUUACAUGCAGGACGAUGCGAUCGCAAGCCAGCCAGCUCGUCAGUUGUACGAGUCACGUGACGGACGCGAGUUGUGUGACGUACUUCGAAAGAAAGGAGAAGACAACUUUCCGCUGUACGCGGCUGAGAUUCGCGGACUUGCAGCAGGCGUUGGAGUGUCUUACGAAGAAAUGUUCCUCCAAAACUCAGUUCUGGACAUCAUGAACAUGGAUGAGUUUGUUGUUCUGGAUCUCCUAGGCAAGACGGUUCCUCUGACACGACUGUUAGAGCGCUGCAGCACCGUCCUCCUGAACAGACCCGACGUUAAGGUCAUAGGUCACAACGAGGACGACUACACGGCACUGCAGCAAUACGGUUACAUGGUCUCCGCUGUUGUCGACGAUCCUGACUUUCCUUCCAUCCUACAGGGACAGGGAGCCAACGGCUACGAUGACACUGCAGAAGGUCUUUCUGAAGACAAAUGCACAUCCAGCAGAGUGGAGAGGUUCACAGCCUACUGCUACCCGGGACUGCUACCCGGCGUGGCCUUCAGCUUCAACGACCACGGGUUGGUUUUCUGUAUCAACUCGCAGACCACCGACACCAUAUUUUGCGGCGCUCCAAACGCUUGCAUUACGCGCAGUCUUCUGGGCGCAGCUUCCGUUGAACAGUGUCGCCAUCUACUGGAGAACAGACGGCGAGGUGGAGGGAGCGUUGGGUUCAGUAUCAACAUUGCGGACGUGAAGUCUCCUGAUGUUCUGUGGUCGGCUGAGGUCCAACCAGGUCUCCAUGGCAACAAAGUGCACAUGCACCCUGUAGUGGAAGCCGCCUUUGGUGACAUGGAGGACAACGGCUGCUAUUUUCAGACCAACACCUAUCAGCAUCUCUCAAACUCCAACAAGCUCUAUUCCCAUUUGCAGCGCCCUCUAGCGAGGAGCAGUCGCGCUAAAGAAAUGUUUCCCUGCGCUGACGAGCACGACGUGCUCCGAGUGCUAGGAGACACGCAAAGCAAUGACGAGUUUGUCAUUUUCCGUAGACCUAGUAGCAGUGGUGAGGUGACCACAUGCACGACUGCGCUGUUUGACGUCAAAGGGAAGCGACUGGACUUAUAUGUGGAUAACCCAAAGAGUAGUCUACCUUUAAUGUCACUGCCUAUCCAAGUAGAGCGUACAAAUCACAGUUCUGAGAUGUGAGGGGCGCUACAGUUUAGAUGUACAGCUCGAACAGUUAAUUAUUUCUUAUCUUCAAAGAAUAUAUUAACCAAGAAGGUCUAAGCCUUGGAUCACAUAUUUGCUUCCCUAGACACCAUACGCAGAUUAAAAAAAUGUCAUUAAAAGCAACAAAAUGAAAUUUAAAAAAUCGCGAUUUCUCCUUUGAACUAUGUGUGUAUUACAACUAAGAACCUGGGUUAUCGGUAACGGUUAUCCCACACACUAUCACUGCUAAUAACCGACUCGAUAUCAAAAAUAUAAAUUAGUAUAAUUAAAGACAUCGUUGUAUCUGGUGUAAACGUGACUUCAUCUUUCAACAGAAAAGCUUCAGAAUGUAAACUGAAAGAUUACGAGGAAUAAAUGAACAGAAAAAGUCAUCUCGUGCAUGCUUCCUUUUCCAGUGUGAUUUACUUGUAAACAAAAGUUUCCUCAGGAUGCAUCUUUAUAAAGAUAACAA